This is a messenger RNA of Photinus pyralis (common eastern firefly), 1496 nucleotides long. RefSeq names its product histone acetyltransferase type B catalytic subunit-like. The record is from RefSeq and is a predicted model, not a curated record. Gene Ontology annotation, cellular component: nucleus. The coding region runs from base 1 to 1368 and encodes 455 amino acids. Gene Ontology annotation, biological process: subtelomeric heterochromatin formation. Gene Ontology annotation, molecular function: histone binding; histone H4 acetyltransferase activity. Lineage: Eukaryota; Metazoa; Arthropoda; Insecta; Coleoptera; Lampyridae. The transcript has 8 exons.
AUGUCCAAGAAAGAAUUCACACUAUCCUUUGCACAACCCAAGCCCUUAAUUGGAAACUUGCGUAAGUCGGAAAAGCAGAGUACAUCUGAACCAGUGGAUAAAUUUACAGAAACUGCAAUAGAUAUCGGGCUACUAGAUGCCCCCGAAGGGUGGUACACUGCACGUUGCCUCGAUGCGAUUACCAUUGUUAUCAUUUUAGUGUAUCACCGACAAUGCUUCGUUCCUGUAAAACGCAAGCGAAGUUUCAAGCCAGUGUUUUUUGAAGAGAUAUUCGGUAGCAGAGGGGAAAUAUUCGGUUACCAUAAUCUAAAUGUAGAUAUUUAUUAUCUUGCAAACUCCGCAAAAUGUUAUGUAGAAAUAAAAUACACAGGUAAGGCCACUCCCCCUUUCGAAUCUGCACCGGAUAAUAUAUUAGAAAAGUUGACACCAUGGCUGCCUCGUGGUGUCAAGACUAGAAGAUUUCCUUUCUUUGUAGAACACUACAAGGAAAGGCGACACAGCAGUAAAAUCUUUGGCACAGAGUUGGAAAGAGUACAGAUCUAUAAUCCAACUGAUAAUGAUUCCUACAACUACAUUUUUACAAGCUGUGAAAAUGACGAACGUCAUUUUAAGCAGUUUCAUACACGUUUCCAGUCUAUGACAAUUUGGUUUUUUAAGAAACCGAUACAAAUAGAUGUUGAUGAUCCCAACUGGCUUUUCAUUUACGUAUAUGAAGAAAGAAACGAAGAGGGAAUGAAAGGCGUAUAUCCGGUAGGAUUUAUCGCAAUUUACAAAUAUUCGACUUCGCCGAAUCGAAUCACAGCGCGUAUCACGCAAUUGUUUGUGAUGCCACCGUGUCAGAGGAUGGGUAUUGGUACCCAUCUAUUGACAAAUGCAUAUAAGGUAAUCGCAGGUCUCCAUAAUGGUGCGGAAAUUGUUGCUCCAGCCACGAAUAUGCCAUUUUCAUGUCUAAGGGAUAUGGUGGACUGUCAAUUGCUAAUGCAGAUUGAACAAUUUGAUUGUAACAACAUACAUAAAGGUUUCAGUGACACCAUGUCAAAAGUGGCCAAUGAGGAGUAUAAAUUAAAUAAGCGCAGAGUGAGACGUGUUUAUGAAAUAUUAAGAAUGGCGUACAUUAAGUGUAACAUGGAUGAUAGAAACUACAAACUACUUUGUGAAGAGAUCUCAAAACAAUUAAGGAUUCCAUUUAAGAGACGCACUCUAAUGUUGAAGAAGCGUCUAGAAAAGUAUCCACAUGAUGAGAAAUGCCGAGAAAGCUUACAAAAAUCAUAUGAGGCAUUGGAAGCUAAAAUUGUGACUUAUAUGACUGGCCUCCAAACGGCUGCAACAACACUUAAUAAGAAACUUUGGAAGCCAAGUUUCGAAUGAUAUCGACCAAAGUCUAAUUGUGAUAUGUUAAGAUUGAAUAAGAUAGUUUUGUUACGUUGUUUAGUUCUUCAUAGAUAUAUUUAACAUAAAUUAUUCUCCUAGUAUAACAUCACUUAUGUGCAGCAGUG